Molecule: messenger RNA, 717 nt
Organism: Syngnathus typhle (broad-nosed pipefish)
Lineage: Eukaryota; Metazoa; Chordata; Actinopteri; Syngnathiformes; Syngnathidae
Product: histone H3-like
Exons: 1
Coding region: 113-523 (136 amino acids)
Cellular component (GO): nucleosome
Molecular function (GO): protein heterodimerization activity; structural constituent of chromatin; DNA binding
Source: RefSeq, a predicted model, not a curated record
GGCAGCCUUUUGACGCGGGCUCAUCUUAAAACUCACCAAUCAGCGCUCUCUCGCUUGGAUAAAACCCGCAGCUCGCAAGGAUCGAGACAUUCGCAUCAAGAGGAUAACGAAAAUGGCAAGAACCAAGCAGACAGCUCGUAAGUCUACCGGAGGAAAGGCUCCAAGGAAGCAGCUGGCCACUAAGGCAGCCCGCAAAAGUGCCCCUGCCACCGGCGGUGUCAAGAAACCUCAUCGCUACAGGCCCGGCACCGUGGCCCUGCGUGAGAUCCGCCGCUACCAGAAGUCCACCGAGCUGCUCAUCCGCAAACUGCCCUUCCAGCGCCUGGUGAGGGAGAUCGCCCAGGACUUCAAGACCGACCUGCGUUUCCAAAGUUCAGCCGUCAUGGCUCUGCAGGAGUCUAGCGAGGCUUAUCUGGUGGGUCUCUUUGAGGACACCAACUUGUGCGCCAUUCACGCCAAGCGGGUAACCAUCAUGCCCAAAGACAUCCAGCUCGCCCGCCGCAUCCGAGGCGAAAGAGCAUAAGUUUUAACAAACCAACCACAACGGCUCUUUUAAGGGCCACCACAUCGGCAACUAAGAAUAUCAUUCCAUUAUGUCAGACGAAGUAACAAAGACAUCCAUAAUUGCACAAGAUGUAUUUGGUUAAAAUAAAUGACACAUGUAAAUAAAUCCCAAACUUUUGUCAAAGCCAUUAUCGAACAAAAUGUAUCUUCUAA